AUGAGGUGCAAAGAGUUCAGUGUAUGUCGGAAUGCACCUCCUCCUAGAGAGGCUGAUUGGAUGCAUGCUGGAGAGAAAUCUGAUGAGGGUAAUAUAACUGGGAAAUUGUGGAGACAUUGUGAGCAUCUUAAUCAGCAUUCCAAGAUUCAUGCUCAGCAGCAGGCUUUUGAAUAUAGUGGACAAUGGAAAUCCUUCAACACAGAGCCAAUAUUAUUGGAACAGAUGAAAGAGUAUAUGGGAGAGACAUCCUGCAAAUUUGAUUAUGGGAAAGUCUUUCAUAAGUCAGCUGUUCUUGCCAAAGAGACAAUUCCAGUAUCAGAGAAAUCUUUUCAAUUUGACAUAUGUUGGAGAAAGUUCUGUGAAAAUUAUGAACUCACUGAACAGCAGAAAGUACACUCAGAGGAGAAACCCUAUAAAUAUAGUGAAUGUGAUAAAUCAUUCAUGAAGAAAUUACCCCUUACAAUCCAUAAGAUAACACAUACAGGGGAGAAGCUAUAUGUGUCUAAUGAAUGUGGGAAAACUUUUCACAAGUCCUCAAACCUCAGCAAGCAUCAGAGAAUUCACACAGGUGAGAGACCAUAUGAACAUAGCGAAUGCCAAAAUACCUUUCCUGAGAAGUCAAACCUCAACAAGCAUAAGAGAAUUCACACAGGGGAGAAACCAUAUGAAUGUAGAAAAUGUAAGAAAGCUUUCAACCAUAACUCAUACCUCAGGGUACAUCACAGAUCCCACACAGGUGAGAAACCUUAUGAAUGCAAAGAAUGUAGAAAAACUUUCUACUGUAAAUCACACCUCAGUGAACAUCAGAGAACUCACACAGGUGAGAAACCAUAUGAAUGUAAAGAAUGUAGAAAAACUUUCUACUGUAAAUCACACCUCAGUGAACAUCAGAGAACUCACACAGGUGAGAAACCAUAUGAAUGUAAAGAAUGUAGAAAAACUUUCUACCGUAAAUCACAUCUCAAUGAACAUCAGAGAACUCACACAGGUGAGAAACCAUAUGAAUGUAAAGAAUGUGGAAAAACUUUCUACUGUAAAUCAAAUCUCAGUGUACAUAAGAGAAUUCACACAGAUGAGAAACCAUAUGAAUGUAAGAAAUGUAAGAAAGCUUUCAACCGUAAGUCACACCUCAGUGUACAUCAGAGAACUCACACAGGUGAGAAACCAUAUGAAUGUAACGAAUGUGGAAAAACUUUCUACUCUAAAUCAAACCUCAGUGUACAUAAGAGAAUUCACACAGGUGAGAAACCAUAUGAAUGUAAGAAAUGUAAGAAAGCUUUCAACUGUAAGUCACACCUCAAUGUACAUCAGAGAACUCACACAGGUGAGAAACCAUAUGAAUGUAAAGAAUGUAGAAAAACUUUCUACUGUAAAUCACACCUCAGUGAACAUCAGAGAACUCACACAGGUGAGAAACCAUAUGAAUGUAGUGAAUGUGGAAAAACCUUUCACAGGAAGUCACACCUCAGCAGGCAUCAGAGAAUUCACACAGGUGAGAAACCAUAUGAAUGUAGUGAAUGUGGAAAAACCUUUCAUGAAAAGUCAAAUCUCAUCAAGCAUCAGAGAAUUCACACAGGUGGGAAACCAUAUGAAUGUAGUUAAUGUGGAAAAACCUUUCACAGUAAGUCACUUCUCAGUGGGCAUCAGAGAAUUCACAGAGGUGAGAAACCAUAUAAAUGUAGUGCAUGUGGAAAAACCUCUCACAGGAAGUCACACCUCAGCAGGCAUCAGAGAAUUCACACAAGUGAGAAUCCGUAUGAAUGUAGUGAAUGUGGAAAAACCUUUCAUGAGAAGUCAAAUCUCAACAAGCAUCAGAGAAUUCACACAGGUGAGAAACCAUAUGAAUGUAAAGAAUGUAGAAAAACUUACUCCAGUAAAUCAUGCCUCAGAGGACAUCAGAGAACUCACACAGAU
Molecule: messenger RNA, 1914 nt
Organism: Cynocephalus volans (Philippine flying lemur)
Lineage: Eukaryota; Metazoa; Chordata; Mammalia; Dermoptera; Cynocephalidae
Product: zinc finger protein 260-like
Exons: 2
Biological process (GO): regulation of transcription by RNA polymerase II
Molecular function (GO): RNA polymerase II cis-regulatory region sequence-specific DNA binding; DNA-binding transcription factor activity, RNA polymerase II-specific
Source: RefSeq, a predicted model, not a curated record